CUGGUGAUGUGCUCACAUCCUGGCAUGCGAUGCAGUGCCACGUUUCUCUGCAUGGAUGAACCCGUCCAUGGCAUGACAGGCAACCACAGUGUUUAGCAGAGAAUUCAAGGCUUUCACAGCCUCAUCUUUCGCAAUCUCAAUAGGGAAUGGUUAUAUGCGAAGUAUCUAUUUUAAGUCUGUAUCAUACGGUCUGAAAGCUGAACAUUCAUCUAUAAAUACGGCCUAAAAGUCCAUGAUUCUAAGUCUGUCUCAUCAGCCACCAACACACUCACAGCUCGAUUAAAUACCUCUACUCACAACUUGUCUCUGGUUCUGCACCGCCUUCUACAUAAAACUUUGUGCAGAUACAUACUGCUUCUUGCAUUCCCAACACUGAACAGAACAAACCCAAGUCAUUCAGUAUGUUUGCUUCCAAUACCAUCAUUGGCGUCGUCGCCAGCCUCACCAUACUCGCCGCCCCUGUGUCAGCCCGCACCUGGGCUGGUGGCGUUGACAUGAACGCAGCUUGUGUUGACCAGUGGCAUCCGCCGUUCCAAGCCCAAAACGACAAGGAAAACAAUGAUGCUAACAGUGCAUUCGACUGGUACUGCUCAGACGGAAUCAAUCGAAUGAACGUUGACGUUAAUGCCUAUUGUUACACGACAUACGUCGACAAGAGCGACGAACACUAUGGCGUCCACGCCUACGCUGACCCUCAGGGCAUGAAGAAGUACGACUGGGGCUGCUACUAUCCCUUUUAAACUUCUCGAAAAAAGGGGGAAUCGUGGCGCUGUGGGCAUUCGUUAGGACAAGCCUGAGAAUACCACCUGAUCGCCUCGGCGUAGUUACGCAACUUAUGGAAAGCCUGCGGAAUCCCACUAGAGAGCACGUGACCGCACGUGACCGCACGUGACCACAAGACCGAUCAUCUGGAUCGGUAGGUGAUUAAGGUGGUUAGGAAAAGCUGCUACGUAGCUUUACGGAUUUAUAUAGACACAAUCAUUCCUAGAUAGAUAGUAAUCCUUUAAAUUACUUAUUAGCAAUUAACCU
Colletotrichum navitas is the source of this 1029-nucleotide messenger RNA. RefSeq lists its product as uncharacterized. The record is from RefSeq and is a predicted model, not a curated record. Lineage: Eukaryota; Fungi; Ascomycota; Sordariomycetes; Glomerellales; Glomerellaceae. Bases 402 to 740 code for a protein of 112 amino acids. The transcript has a single exon.